AAACGGAUCGCGCCGCGUUCAGUUCUCGCACGUGCAUUGACAGCCGCGCGUCGACCGUGAGAAACGUGUUCCCGUGUCUUAGCGGUUAUGUCGUUUGCCGCUUGGUUGCCGCUUCUGGCCGCCGUCGCAGUUCACUCGGCCGACGCGGACUACGCGUACAAGACCGACUAUUUGACCGUACCGGUAGACCAUUUUAGUUACAGGAACAAUGACACAUUCCUUAUGAAGUAUCUUUAUCAAGACACUUACUGGGAACGGAAAAACGGUCCAAUUUUUUUCUACACCGGUAAUGAAGGCAGCAUUGAAUCGUUUUGCAAGAACACGGGUUUUAUGUGGGAGAUAGCCGAGGAGUUCGGCGCCCUGAUCGUGUUCGCCGAGCACCGGUACUACGGCGAGUCGAUGCCGUACGGGUCCGGGUCGUACGACGACAACGACAAACUGGGCUACCUGACCUCGGAACAGGCGCUCGCCGACUACGUGGACCUGAUCACGUACCUGCGGCGCAACGGCACCGAGCAGCACCGGCGGACGGUCGGCGGCGCCGGAAACGUUAACGUCACGGAUGAUACCUUUGCGAACCCUGCGAUCGCUUUCGGCGGCUCGUACGGCGGCAUGCUGGCCGCCUGGUUCCGGAUCAAGUACCCCGCGAUCGUCCAAGGAUCUAUAGCAUCGUCAGCACCGAUAUGGCAAUUUACCGGGAUGACGUCGUGCAACGCAUUCUACAAUGUUACAUCUUCGGUGUACAUGAAGACGAGUACUGAAUGUGGUUUGACAAUUUUAAAGUCGUGGAGUACUAUAGACAGUGCCACGGAAACAGCCCACGGAAGAGAUUUGAUUUCCCUCAGAUGGAAAUUAUGUUCUCCAUUGAAAAACGAUGAUGAUGUUUUAAAAUUAAAAGAAUGGAUAUCAGAAGUUUACGUGAAUUUAGCGAUGGUAAAUUAUCCAUACUCGGCUAAUUUUUUGGCACCGUUACCAGGAAAUCCGGUUAAGGAACUUUGUAAACCGAUGAAAAAUCAUAAUGAACAGACUUUUAAGCUAUUAGAUUCAGUUUUUAAUGGGUUGAACGUUUACUUUAAUUACACUGGUACAUCUACGUGUUUAAAUAUUUCAUCCUCAACUCCUUCGUUGGAUGCCAAGGGAUGGGGAUAUCAGGCGUGCACAGAAAUGGUCAUGCCAAUGUGUUCCAAUGGAAAAGAUGAUAUAUUCGAAAAUAAGCCAUGGAAUUUCGAAGAUUAUGCUAAAUAUUGCCAAAAAACAUAUAAAGUCCAGCCUAGUGUCGAUAUUAUCGAAAAAAUAUACGGUGGUAAACAUAUAAAGGAUUCUUCCAAUAUAAUAUUCAGCAACGGUUUAUUGGACCCGUGGUCGAGUGGCGGAGUGUUGUAUAACAUUACGAAAACCGUGACCGCAGUGAUAAUACCCGAAUCCGCCCAUCACUUGGACUUGAGGGCGGCAAAUGUCAAGGAUCCGGAAUCGGUGGUUAAAGCUCGGAAAUUUUACAAGCAUAGGAUUAAGAAAUGGAUAUCCCAUUACCGGAAAUAUUCAUUGAGGGAUCAAGUCGACACGUUUUCGGCAUAACAAUAAAUUAUUCAGCAAACCGUUUAAGACGAAUUGCAACAUUAUGGUUUUGUAUUACGACGAUAUAUUUUUUUGCGGCGAAUCGAACGGUUUAAGAAAUACAUCGCAGGCAUUUACCUUUUAUUGUAACUGCCUGAACAUUGUAUUUUAUA
Messenger RNA from Sipha flava (yellow sugarcane aphid), 1727 nucleotides. RefSeq names its product lysosomal Pro-X carboxypeptidase-like. Gene Ontology annotation, molecular function: serine-type exopeptidase activity; dipeptidyl-peptidase activity. Gene Ontology annotation, biological process: proteolysis. The record is from RefSeq and is a predicted model, not a curated record. Lineage: Eukaryota; Metazoa; Arthropoda; Insecta; Hemiptera; Aphididae. The coding region runs from base 88 to 1575 and encodes 495 amino acids. The transcript has 8 exons.